Acanthopagrus latus (yellowfin seabream) is the source of this 2852-nucleotide messenger RNA. RefSeq names its product P2Y purinoceptor 1-like. Gene Ontology annotation, biological process: G protein-coupled receptor signaling pathway. Bases 242 to 1204 code for a protein of 320 amino acids. NCBI's taxonomy places the organism in Eukaryota, Metazoa, Chordata, Actinopteri, Spariformes, Sparidae. Gene Ontology annotation, molecular function: neuropeptide receptor activity. Gene Ontology annotation, cellular component: membrane. The transcript has a single exon. The record is from RefSeq and is a predicted model, not a curated record.
UGAUGCUUACCUCUUACAGACAAUCCUUUGCCUUAGGCUCUGGAAUGAUUCACAAACCAACCAACUGAAGUCAUUUCCUGAAUAUUGGUAGGUACAGAUCUCAAAUGUCGUGUAUAGAGGCGUGGACUUACAACAGGAAGUCCUCUGGAAGGCACUCAUGCUCUGAUUCCGUUUAUAACUAGUGAGAAGACUAGAACAUUCACUGAGGAAGGGAAUCGUAUGUACUGCUUCCCAGAAGAUAAUGAAUAAAACCGAUUGUCGCGUCAACUUGGACUUUACAGGCAGAUUCUUGAUUCCUGUUUACAUCUUAGUGUUCAUCAUUGGUCUGGUGGCUAAUGGAUGGGGACUGAAGUCUUUGCAGCACAACUGGAAGAAGCUGGGUAACGUCAACGUGUUUGUUUUCAACCUUGGACUUACGGAUAUUUUGUACCUGCUCACACUCCCAUUUUUGGUGGUGUACUACUUCAUGGGGAGUAAAUGGAUCUUUGGAGAAACGUUCUGCAAGAUAACAAGAUUCUGCUUCAAUGUGAAUCUAUACGGCAGCAUUGGAUUCCUGACUUGUAUAAGUGUGUACAGAUACCUGGCCAUUGUUCAUCCAAUGAGAGCGAUGGGAAGAAUAACUGUCACCCAUUCUGUGAUGAUCUCGGUCACAGUCUGGCUGUUGGUGAGUGUUCAAAGUCUUCCAGACAUGUUCUUCCCCAAGGCACCUAGAAACAACACUGAAAAAUGCUUCGAUACUACGGAUGAAGCCUACGUUGAGGAUUACCUGAAAUAUAAUCUUGGAUGGACCCUCACUGGGUUUUGUAUCCCGUUACUCAUCACACUGGGCUGCUACGGACAUGUGAUUGUUGUUCUCUGCAGCACAAAUACUAUUGACAAGGUACUGAAACAGAGAAGUUUAAAGUUGAUGUUCAUCUUGAUUCUUCUCUUUUCUGUCUGUUACAUCCCCUAUCAUGUAUUCAGAAACCUCAACCUCUGGUCAAGAGUUCUUACCAAACAGGGGAUAUGUUAUAAAUGGUAUAACGGAGUCUACAUUGCUCGUCAGAUAAGUCGUGCUCUUGUGUGUCUGAACAGUGCUCUCAACCCUCUGGUUUACCUCCAUGCACAUGAAAACAUUCGUGCUCAGCUCAGACGACUGAUCCAGCAAGCUUGUCAGGCUGUCAUGCAGCCGUCUGUCCCCCCUACUCAGUCUUCCCUGGUGUAAAUAGUCUGACAUGAGAAUGAAACUGAACAAUUGUAUUGCAUCAUCUUCUAAUAUAAUGCUGUCAAGGUUUAAUGUAUGACGUCGUCAUAUCACCGUAAACCUGUUGCACUUUUUAACAAUUGGUUCAAACAUUUUUUAACAAAAAGUAACUGUUGUAAUCAAACAGGUAAAUUAUGAAUUGAGGACAGUUGGCCUGAUUAAUUUGGUCAUAAAGAUAAUCUUAAAAACUUGUUUAAAUUGUUCACUGGCAAUAUAUUAUAUCUUAAAGAGCAAAUUUUAGUAACUUGCAAUUCUUUGUUCGGUAGAAAUUUAUGCCACACAACGACCCCAACUAUUGUGUUGACGGAAUUUAAUUUCUGCGUGAGCAGUGUAGUUUUUUAACUUGUACAGUUUUGUUUGUGUGUUCAUAGCCGGAUGACAUCGCACUUAUUUCUUCAUUUGUUUUGUUGUAAAUAAUUCAUGUAGUGAGAAAUGUUCCACUAUUUUACACCUCCUGCAUUUUAACUCUAAAAUGAUUUGAAAUUGUAUAUUUUUUUCAUAUUGCAUUUACAGACUCAUAGUUAUUUUGUACAUACUGUGGCAUUUCAUAUGUUUGUCUGAUAUUUCUCUUCAUUAUUCAUCAAAAGUCAUUGUACAGUACACGUCUUCCUCUUGCAGCACACAGUACCACAGAAGUCACUUUUGGUAUUUCAUAUGAAAAAUGAAGCCAAAAUAACUACAACUAUUACUUGUAAUGGCUUUUAUUUGUUGAUGUCUUUUUCAUAGUUUUGCACUAAAGCUUGCACUGUGCUUCUGAAGGCUUUUUCCAGUAAGACCAGAUUACCUUUAUACACAUCCUGACAUCUAGUGGACAAAGUACUGAACCGCUGAGGCACAACAACACCUUUAUCACAAACAUCUUGAGAACAUAAGAUUGCAUUUUAUACCAUUGCUUUUUACAUUUGGUCUAGAGCUGGUCCAAACUAUACAAGCACACAUGUAAAAAAUGAAUUCAUGAAUGGAAAACCAAAGUAUUGGACACUUUGAAAAUGUGGUCACACUAUAGAGGAAAGGUCAAAAAUCACCAACUUCUUACAAUCCAUCAUGAGGAGAACAUUAAUAUCUGUACAAAAGUUCACCCCAUAGCUGUCAAAAAUGUCCAUUAAAACCACAAAAUUCAACCUCUUUGUGGCUCUGGAGGAAAAUUAAGGAGAUUGUCAAAGAUCAUCUGAGAACCUUGAUUGUCUGAGCCAAAUUUCAUGAAAAUUUAUCCCCUGAAACAGAGAAACAGGCUCCUGCAGUGUGCAUCAAGAAUCUCUCAAGAAAUGUAGGCACGUUUCAACUGCUUGGAUGGGGGCUGAGUUAGAACCAUGUUCGUUAGCAUGUCACUACAAACUGGCAUACUUAAUGAGGCAAAGAUGUUGAGUUGCAACUAAGCCAUUUUCAAGCCACUUAGGGAUUUUUCAUGGUAAAAGACGGAGCAGAGAUGACUUUUCAGGUGUUAAUGCCAGGAGAGGGACUUGUUUUUUACAGUGCCUUUAGUGAACAAUCUGCACUUAUACCUGUCGUUGCCGCUUUCAAGAUAAAUGUUUCAUAUAGAAUAAAAUGUUUGAAAUAUAAUUAUACAACCGUUAGUUCCGACCAUGUAAUUUGAUUGGACAAGAGGCAU